AUGCGACCAAAGCUGUCGCGAAAGAGGCCGGCAUCCGCCGACAUCGUGAGGGAACGAGACCGAGGCGUACAAGGACGAACGUACUUCGACCAGAUUGAUGUCAUUCAGGAGGUUGCCGAUGCGCCCUCGGUGGUGGAACCAACGUGGCAGCAGCAGAAGAAGCAGCAGCGUCGGCGGCGGCAGCAGGAGCAGCCUCCUGGAGAAAGGGGAGGGGUAGAAAUUACCGGCUCGCCUAUCGAAAGCGCUAGGCAUGUACCGGCGGUGGGUGUGGAGGUCGCGGAGACCAACAGCGGGCGACAACAACGGCGGUGUGCCGCUGACUCUUCUCGACGGCCAAAAAGCGCCUACCCUCGACUGGAGGACGGGGGGGCUCGACCGGGGGGUGGCGGCGCGUUGUUUGGAAUGGGCGAUCCGGGUAGCAGUUGUAGGAACGGUAACAAUAGGAGCUCUCGCGUUGGUCGUAUCCGGUCGCUCAGCGCACGAGCAUCGGAAGGCCUCGCGUCGUUGGCGCCCCUGUUGAACAAGGCUUCACGGGAUCAUAAUGAUGGCGAUGACCAGUGCUCGGGAGAGUUGAGAGGGGCGAAAGAGUUGACUGUGACGAAGAAGGUGGAGGACAACGGUAGGGUGGUGACCGAAGGAGUGGCCAACGACAAGUCUUCCACACGGCGAGGACCGAGUGGCAAUGCGACGGGGACGAUGAUGACGAAUAGCACCUCAACUCGGCCACGCUCGGAGAAGGCGAGUGUAGUAGAAGGUAGUGACAAGCCCAGCGGCGGCAUGGGCUUGUCUAGUGGCCAAACUAACCGCUUUGAUUCUUCGAGCAACAACAACGGCAGCACCGGCAGCAACAACAACGGCAGCACCGGCGGCAACAACGGCGGCGAGGGCGAGGAAGUUAUCAAAAUUCACGCGAGUUGCAACCCGAAGCUCUCCCUCGCGCAGCAAGAAAGGUGGACAGCACAAGACAAAGGUCGAGAACCUACCCCUCGCGACAACAGUCGCGGCGGCAAGCUCUACCGCAUCGAUCCCGACUCCGACGGGCAACGGCAGCACCAGAUAUCGACUCUUUUGGGAUGCUCUGAGCCCUGGUACCACGUCAACAACAGCGAUCCGUGUCUCGACAACGGCCGCGACGGCAAGCUGUACAUGGAGCUGGACAACGGCCGGGACGGAAAGCUGUAUCUCGAGACCGAAAGCGUCGACGGAGACGCACACGGGGAAGGCAAAGUAGCAUCAUCGCCUGCCGAGUGGGCGGCGACGGUGAAGCAUGACAGCGAGCAGGAGGGGAAACUUGGGGAAACGAGAGCUGAAAAUCUUGAGGGGAAAAUAGUCGACAAGGUGGAUUCGACGGAGGAGAGGGAAGCGCCGGGCAAACCGGGAAGCGUUGAAACGCCGGCGCCGGAACGACUUCUUGCCGAGGCUGCUAGGACCAUCCAAAAGGCGGUCAGCGGCGAGGUUCUUCGACGACGGUCCAGUGGGGAAACGGGAGUAGUAGACGGUGGAGAGGGAGAACGCAGGAAGACGUUACCAGAACUGUUUCUGUUGGACCGGGACAGGAUUGAGUGUCAGGCACUGACGGAGAGGGGUCCGGGCAGCGAACAGGAGGGAGGUUUGACCCCGGGCACGGAGAGCGUAGCUGUUCCUGUUUCGGAGGACGUGGGUACUUUCGCCGACGCUGUCGCCAAGGAACGCCGUACCCGUGCGCGUGAGGCAAUCAAUCGCCACGUUCUGGCAGCCUCCGCCAUUCGCACCUGGAUCGCUCGCGCGUGCUUGGCGCGACGACUCCGCCAAAGGCGUCGCGUCCGAGAUGGCCUCAAGGUCCGGUGGGAGCCUGAGAUCCACCGAAUAGCGGCGACUCGGAUACAGGCGUUGGCGCGAGGGGCGGCGGGGCGGCGGGCGCGGGGGAAGGUAGAGCGGGCAGCGGUCGAGAUCCAGCGGGUCGAGAGAGGGCGGAGGGGACGCUCGGCGGCGAAUGAGCUUGCUCGCAAGAGCCUUGAGGAGCGCAGUGCGUCGUGCGGGGAUAUCCAGAGGUUGUUCCGAGGUCACAAGGGUCGGCAGCAAGCUCUUAAGAAAAGGAAAAUUGCUUGGGAGGAGGACAUGGCGCGCCAGGGCGCGGCGGGAGUGCUACAGGGCGCUUGGCGUCGCUGCCCGAGCAGGCACCGGCUCGUCCAACAACAGCAGCAGGAGCAGGAAUACACCGGAAAGAAAAGUGCCACAGAAUCAUCGUUAGAAGGCGUAGUUUUGCCCUUGAUGACAUCUGCGGCUGGUGCAAAGCAUAACCCUUCAGCCGAAGAGCCACCUCGCCAGCAGCUGUGGCAAGGAGCUGAGACGAGUUGUGCUGUAUAUAGCUUAUGGGGCGCGUUCACCUCUCUGGUGGCGGCAGCAGCGACCCGUCGCGUCGUGCGUGGAGCCGUCGGCCGGGCUCUCUUUUCUCCGGCGGCCGCCACACUUGCCGCUUUCAACAGGGGCUACCGUAGCAUACUAUCGUCGACGUUACCGACGUCACCGUCGUCGAGUAAACGAAUGUUAACUCCACCCGACCCGGCGUCCUUCGACGGCGCGCUGGGCACCAAGACGAAGCUGGCCUUGGCCACCCGCAGGAUGGUCGGGGCGGUACGCGCGCGCACAAGCUCAAUCUUGGCCGUUCGAUCCGUGGCUAGGAGGUUAUUGGAUGGUGUCCACAGUGACGGCGAAAGGGGGGCUACUGCUGCUGCUGCGGGGCCUGGUUGUGGUAGUGGAGUCGUGGACGACGACGAGAGGCGGGUAGGCGGGACGGCGAAGAGGGUUGCUGAAGAGACUGUGUCUGUGGUGUUGGAGAUGGCUCAGGAAUGCCUGGAAGCCCUCAGCAGCCUGCACGAUGAUUAUCCAUUGGCUGGGCUAAGUGAUGGAGCAUUCGCGGAACGGGUAACGAUGGUUUUGUCGGGAACGCUUGAGAGCUUAGUAGACCACCUGGGUGAGAUGAAAGCGUUGAAUCUGGCGCGUGGACAAGAAGCAGAAACGAGUACCGUCAUUGGUGGUGACGACGGGAGUGGGAAUCUUCUGGACGGUCUCACCCAUGAUCGGCAUGAUCCCUCUCUUCGCCGACCACUUGCCCUCCCCGCGGGGCUUCUCGGAGCGCUUGCUUCAUCUUCGACGGCGUCUCUGCUGUCCCACCCUGACAUUUUCGAGCUCGUCGGUCAGAAUCUCAGCCUUGACGAGGAAGACGAGAGUCGUGGUAGUGUUAAUGAUCGCCCUCGCAGCGGUGAGUCGGACGGGAACGGUGGGGAAAGAAGCAACGAUGAGGACUGCUAUUCUCGACUCGUGGCGGAAGCGUACUGCAGCUUCCUGCUCGUGUCGAGGAACGGUGAAGGCCGUGGCGGCGGUGACAGCGACAACGGCGACGGUGCCAAGCUGUCCGAGGGCGAGACUUCCGAGUCCGGCUGUCAACAACCUGAGAAGGGCGGCGAAGGAAAGAUCUCGAUCACGGCUACGAGAAGGCUGCAACAACCUUGUCCGCCGUCGCCUACUACGCUGACGAACGGGCGUUUACGAUUCUUGCGGUCGAUCACUGAGCUGAUCGACCGCGCUGCGGAGGAGAUUGUGCGCGGCGUGGACUCGUGUGCUCGUCUUGGCGGUGGCAAGUGCUUCGAUGCCGACGUCCGCCGAAUGACGAACGAUCUGUGGAGGCUGACCCGACGUGGAAUGACACCGUCUGCCACCGUCCCCGACGACGAAGACGAAGACGCGGAAUUCAAGUGA
This is a messenger RNA of Ectocarpus sp. CCAP 1310/34, 3738 nucleotides long. Lineage: Eukaryota; Phaeophyceae; Ectocarpales; Ectocarpaceae. The record is from the annotation of a GenBank genome assembly.